AUGUUUCGCAAUAGGUUUAUAAAAUACACAGUUUUGACAUGUUCAUGGAUUCCUGUAUACAUCACGGUGACUCAUCAUGUUGUGUCCGUCGCAAACAUCCAAGGGAUGUCCAUGAGACCAGUUUUAAAUCCCAGAGAUGAUAUCGGAAGUGAUUGGGUGCUUCUCUGGAAAUUAGGAAAAACGAAUAUUCGUAAUUUGGAUUAUGGCGACAUUGUGCUGUUCAAGUCGCCCACUAAUCCGAAAAAAGUCUACUGCAAAAGAGUUUUAGGUAAAGAAUAUGAUACUGUGAAGACUCGACAUCCCUUCCCACGUGAGACUUGUACGAUUCCAAAGUCACACCUGUGGGUCGAGGGUGAUAAUAUGUCCCAAUCGGUUGAUUCCAACAACUUUGGACCGAUUUCUACGGGAUUGGUUAUAGGAAAAGUCACUAAGGUGUUAUGGCCACCAACGAGGUGGGGUGCAAAGCUUUCUAACGGAGUUAGUGCAAGUGGUGCAGUUGUAAAAUAA
Molecule: messenger RNA, 507 nt
Organism: Eremothecium sinecaudum
Lineage: Eukaryota; Fungi; Ascomycota; Saccharomycetes; Saccharomycetales; Saccharomycetaceae
Gene: IMP2
Product: endopeptidase catalytic subunit
Exons: 1
Coding region: 1-507 (168 amino acids)
Biological process (GO): mitochondrial respiratory chain complex assembly
Cellular component (GO): mitochondrial inner membrane peptidase complex; membrane
Molecular function (GO): serine-type endopeptidase activity
Source: RefSeq, a predicted model, not a curated record